AUGGCCCCUGUUCGUUCUCUUAUUAGAAAUUACAUGCUAUUUGCAUUGCAAAGAAGCAGUGCAGGGUGUCCUGUCUCACGUGAAGAUGAGGGAGUUUUGAAAACGCUUGCGGCGUACAAUUUUCUGAAACGUGAAUCGUUGCGCCUAAGGACUCUAGUGGUGCUAGCCAAAAGAAGAAUGAAGCGAAGGUGGUGGGUUCGACCCAUAUUUGCUGAUCGCAAGAUGGCAGGAGCCUGGUUUUCCUUAAUUCCUGUCAUGAAGGAAUUUGAUGCUGAAGUUUACUUCAACUUCCUUAGAAUGACACCAGAUUCUUUUGAUUGGCUGCUUGAAUUAAUUGGGCCUGUCAUCAGCAAGUCAUGUGAUCGUAGGGAGGUUAUCUCUGCAGGAGAGAGGCUGGCAAUAACGUUAAGGUACAUGGCUUCUGGUGACAGUCAGGUAUCUUUGUCGUACUUAUUCAGGGUUGCUGAUUGCACAAUUUCACAAAUUGUAACUGAAACAACUGCUGCAAUAUGGUAUGGCCUGAAAGGCUUUGUAUUUGAACCUAUCUGUGAAGAUUUCUGGAGAAGAAAAAGCGCAAAAUUUGAGUCAAUGUGGAACUUUCCCAUGUGUGUAGGAGCCAUUGACGGAAAACAUUGCUUUGUUCAGAAAUUUCCAAUGAUGGGGUCAGAAUGUUACAACUACAAGUACGGCAAUAGCCUUAUUCUACUUGCCAUCAGUGAUGCCAAGUACAAGUUUAUAAUUGUGGAUGUUGGCGCCAGAGGGAGAGAAAGUGAUGGCGGAGUCUUUGCACGCUCUGAAUUUGGACAGCUCUUUCUCAAUGAUCAGCUGAGGUUUCCCCCAGCAGUUUUCAAUUCUGAACUGGAUUGUAACCUUCCCUACGUCUUCCUUGGUGAUGCAGCAUUCCCAGGUGGCGCCCACUUACUGAAGCCCUUUGAGAACCGCUAUAUCCCGCCUGAAGAACAUGUGUUCAAUUACAGACUAUCAAGGGCCAGAAGAGUUGUUGCACUGUAA
This is a messenger RNA of Frankliniella occidentalis (western flower thrips), 1011 nucleotides long. RefSeq lists its product as uncharacterized. The record is from RefSeq and is a predicted model, not a curated record. Lineage: Eukaryota; Metazoa; Arthropoda; Insecta; Thysanoptera; Thripidae. Bases 1 to 1011 code for a protein of 336 amino acids. The transcript has 4 exons.